AAACAGAAGUUAAGAGGAACGCAAGGGGAGGGAGAUGUAAUUUAGCCCAAAAUUGAGACGCGGUUCGGAAACGGAAACGGAGACAGACGCCCCUACCUGUGGAUUCUUUGACGGAUCGGAACUCUCCGGCGAGUGACAGCCGCCGCGGAUGGAGGGAGUUGGGGCCAGACUUGGCCGGUCGUCGAGCCGGUACGCUCCGGCGCCGGCGGUUUUCAACGGGCCGGUCAGGAAGUGGAAGAAGAAAUGGGUCCACGUGGUAUCAUCCUCCGCCGGCAACAAUGGCUCUUCGUAUAAUCCUAAUCCUCAAACUGCCAAUCACAAUGGUACGAUCGUUAACGGAAAUAACGGCUCGCACCUCUUGCUCUACAAGUGGACCCCUGUUACCCAGCCCCAAAACAACGAUAACAGUAAAAACAGCAUCGCCGACCAUAGCUCCACCAAGGACGCCGCCGCCGCCACUGGAUCCGCCAGUGCCGACGAGGAGCCGCCUCGCCGUAAAUUCAAGUAUAUUCCGAUUGUUGUGCUAGAAGAACAAAAAAUUGAGGCUCUAGAAAAUGAGGCUGCAGAAAAGGUUGUCAAUGAAGCUAAGCCUAAUGAUACUGAUUCGAAUACAGCACAACCAACUUCCAAGAGUGAUGGGUUGGGUGAAAAACCUGACAUCAAUGAUCUGCCCAUGGAAGAAAAUCAGGCUCUGAACGAUAAUCCAUUAGCAAGGCAAGAUCUGAAUGAAAGCACGCUGGAUCUAAGUCUGGCUUGAAGGCCCCAUGAAUCUGAUUUAAAGACAGGUCAGAGUAAAGACGCUCAGUUGGAAAGUGAACCAAGUAGUGAGGAAGCCUGGUUGGAGCCCUACUUUAAGAUUGUACCUGAAGUGGGUUGACAUAAGAAAUGACCUACUUACUGUUCUGUGCCUGUCUUAGAAACACAUUAUUUUUUCUUUUUCCUUUUUUUCCCCCCCUCUUUUCUAAUUGUGUUACAUCGUCUUCUAGCAGCAUAUUUAUGUAAGCUUGGUUCUUCAUCUGAUGCUCUCUUGCUGAGCCGACGACAAUUUGCACAGAUUCUAUGUGCUGAGAGUCAGAGCAACAACUGAAUACAUUGUUUGCCAUUAAUUCAAUGAAGUGAACUUGUUCCUUCCA
Molecule: messenger RNA, 1133 nt
Organism: Diospyros lotus (date-plum)
Lineage: Eukaryota; Viridiplantae; Streptophyta; Magnoliopsida; Ericales; Ebenaceae
Exons: 3
Coding region: 149-757 (202 amino acids)
Source: RefSeq, a predicted model, not a curated record